GCUUUUCAUGUCUCUUUGGUUGAGAGACCCGAAGCCACUGAAGCCUGUUGUGAAGCCGGUGAUCCAAUGAUGUUGGCCCAGAAGGCUUGGAGACGAGUUUGGCGCCACCUUGUGGUGUUCGUAUUGUGUGAACUCAUGACUCGCUGCCAAUCUCACAGCACAGGCUUUUCAAGGCAGCGGACUCUCUUUUUGGUUGGAAAAACUGGCUCUGGAAAGAGUGCAUCAGGAAACACCAUCUUGGGCCACUCUGUCUUUAGAGACGCCUCGGCUGAAUCGGUGACGAAAACCUGCGAGAGACGAGAGCGACUGGAAGGAGACGAGAACCUCGUGGUGGUCGACUCCCCGGGAAUAUUUGACACAGAUAAAACACAAGUACAAAUCAAAGAAAAGAUUGAGGAGUGUGUUGAGCUGUCAGUUCCUGGGCCUCAUGCGUUUCUGUUAGUGAUAAGCUUAAAGUCGAGAUUCACGAAAGAGGAAAAGGACACUGUGAAGUGGAUCCAGGAUAACUUUGGCUCUGCUGCUGCUGCGUACACCAUAGUCCUGUUCACUCAUGCUGAUUUGCUCAGAGGUAAAUCUGUUGAGGACUAUGUGGCAGAAAGCAAAGACCUACAAACUCUAAUACAGCAGUGUGGAGGAAGAUACCACUCGUUAAUCAAUGGGCAGAGUUCAGACAGAAAGCAGGUCACAGAACUUCUGGAUAAAAUAGAUGAGAUGGUUGAAAUAAAUGGGGGAGAGCAUUACACCAAUCGUAUGUACAGAAAAGCCCAGAGAGAACUGGAAGAGGAGGAAGAGUUAAGGGCAUGGUUCGAGGAAUACAAAAAAACAAAAAAGGCAGAGGGGCAUGGGUGUAAAUCUAAGUGUGAAGAAGAUAAACAGGAGGCAAGAAACCAGAAGGAGAGGAAGAAAAAACUUCAUUUAUGGUGUAGAGUAUUAAAAAUGUUUUCCAAAGGAAUGAAGUUUGUAAAAAAUAAGUACUUUACAGCAAUGGGAAAGGUUGUUGGUUUUGUCGUUGAAGACUGUGAACUUUUUGAGAAUGUGUUUCCUUAAAUCAGUGAGAAAUGUGACAAAAUGAACCGACAAAUCACAACCAUGAAUGGAUGAAUACACUGGUGACAAUGUCUAAAUAUCUUCUACAGAAAACAAAGACCCAGAAUCCAAUCUUUUGUCAAUCUCAGUUUAGGUUUUGUAUUUUGGUUCUCUGAUUCUUCAUAUUGUGAUUGUUUGGUUUUUAUUUUGGCAAUUGAAAUCUGAAAUCAUCAGCAUAACAAAGCUCUGCUCUUGUUUCCUGAUACAACUCAUGCACAGUUUACGCUUUCUGCAGACAUUUAUUUACAUUUAAUUUGUCCAACAGCAGGUCUGAAAAAUGUCUGUCGUAACAAAAACUGUUGUUUUAUUGAUGUUUUAUUUAAAUGUAUUACUUUUUCAUCUGAAAAGUCUAAUUGUAACCUUUUGCUGUUGCCUCUAUGAGUAAAACAGCGUCAACGUUAAACUUAUUUAUGAAGCACAUUUCCAACAGCUGGUGCUGCACAAGGUGCAAUUAAGGAUAAGUAAAAUACAUGACAAUUAUACAAUCACAGAUCAAAAGUUAAAAAUAUAGCAUUGCAUGUGUGAAAUUGAGAAUCAUGUCUGUUUAACAAUUUCCAAACCUCAAAAUUAAAACUAAAUCUGUAAGUGACCAACAAAAUGAAAAUAUGUCACUUUUAAUAACUGUAAUUAAGUGCAAAUAGUAAAAAUUGUGUAACUUCUCUUCAUAUUUAUGUCACUUUUCCAUUUAAACACCAUCAGAGGAUGAGGCCAUCAAGUGGUUUUAAUUUAACUUUCUGUUCAAAAUAAUUUUCUUGCAUAAAAAUGUCUCAAGAUUAAAACUGUAAAAUUUGUUUUACUUCAAUUUCCUUCUGUUUUGUUUGAAGGGUUUGUUUCUUCUACGUUUUAUAGGUUUAAUCAGAAAGUUGCAUGGGGCGGUUGCUUUGUUUUGAAAGCUUUGAAAGGAUUUGUCUAAUUUUGCUGGAUUUUGUGUAAUGCAAACCUCUGUUUGAAUAAACGCUUCUU
Poeciliopsis prolifica (blackstripe livebearer) is the source of this 2049-nucleotide messenger RNA. RefSeq names its product GTPase IMAP family member 9-like. Bases 67 to 1047 code for a protein of 326 amino acids. Gene Ontology annotation, molecular function: GTP binding. NCBI's taxonomy places the organism in Eukaryota, Metazoa, Chordata, Actinopteri, Cyprinodontiformes, Poeciliidae. The record is from RefSeq and is a predicted model, not a curated record. The transcript has 3 exons.